This is a messenger RNA of Guillardia theta CCMP2712, 810 nucleotides long. RefSeq lists its product as hypothetical. The transcript has a single exon. NCBI's taxonomy places the organism in Eukaryota, Cryptophyceae, Pyrenomonadales, Geminigeraceae. Gene Ontology annotation, biological process: proteolysis. Gene Ontology annotation, molecular function: cysteine-type endopeptidase activity. The record is from RefSeq and is a predicted model, not a curated record. The annotation marks the transcript as partial.
GGCAGGAAGAAAGCUCUUCUGAUCGGGAUCAACUAUGCAGGGACUCGCAAUGCGUUGCGGGGUUGCAUCAAUGACGUGGAAAACAUGCAGCAGCUGCUCCGAAAGGAGGGAUUUCGCCGAGAGGAGAUGGUGAUCCUGACAGACGACGGAAGAGGCGAUGCGAUGCCAACAAGGAACGAAAUCCUGCGGGCUUGUCAAUGGCUGGUAGCUGGAGCAGGGCUAGGGGACGUCUUGUUCUUUCACUUCAGCGGUCACGGCUCUCAGCAGCGGGACGACAGCGGGAUGGAGUCUGAUGGAUACAACGAGACCAUUGUUCCCUGCGACAUGCAGCAGAUCGUGGACGAUGAACUGUGGAACAACCUGGUCUUCCCUCUCCCCAGCGGUGUCCGGCUGACCGCUGUGAUGGAUUGCUGUCACUCGGGGACAGGCCUGGAUCUCCCGUUCACAUGGAAGCACAACCGAUGGUUGGAGGACGAGAACCCUUCCCACUCUUGCGGAGACGUCCAGCUGUUUUCGGGCUGCCAGGACGACCAGACCUCGUCGGAUGGUGACGUUGAGAAGUUCAAGAUCGGCGGGGCCAUGACCAACGCCUUCAUCCGUGCUUACAAUGCCCAGCCCUUCCAGACUUACCCCGAGUUUCUCAGCCGACUCAAGUCGAACUUGAGGUCUGCAGGUUUCGGUCAGGUUCCUCAGCUCUCGUCGUCUCAGGCCUUCGAUGUCAACGAAAAGGUGUUCUCCCUGGUAGAGGGCAUCGUACCCAACACCAAUGUCACAAUCGGGAGGUUGCAGAGGAGGAAGAUUCGCCCCAAG